UCAGUGGCGUUACCCCAUUUUCCAGCUGUCCCUCAGUCGGUCAGGAUUCCAGAGCCACGGGAGAUUCACCGGAAAGGGUUUUAGUGAUAAAGCAGCAAAUUUUGGGAGAAGAGACCACAUUGUGUGGUCACAUAAGCACCCAUCUGCCUAAUUUAUUCAGCAUUCAACGAUGGAAAGUGAACUAUGAGGUGUUGUGUAGCUGCAGAAGACUGAGUGAACCAUGGCACAGUUCCCAACCACGUUCACAGGUCCAGAUGUGUUUCUGAUCUCUGUGGACGAGAGAGCCAAACAUGACCAGCAGUUUCACAGCCUCUCUCCGACUGCUGGGGGUUUCAUCACAGGUGACCAGGCCAGGAACUUUUUUCUCCAAUCAGGGCUUCCCCCGCCCGUCCUCGCCCAAAUAUGGGCUCUGGCUGACAUGAACAGCGAUGGCCGAAUGGAUAUCCACGAGUUCUCAAUCGCAAUGAAGCUCAUCAAGCUGAAAUUACAGGGUCACCCUCUGCCCCCAUCGCUUCCUCCCAGUAUGAAACAACCCCCGCUACCUUUACCCCCACAGACUGGUUUUGGCAUGCCUCCCAUGGCACCCAUCGCUACUCCUCUGCCCGGUGUGCCCCCGCUCCCCUUGCCUCCUCUUCCCGUUGGGGUUUCGCCCCCACUCGUCUCGUCUGCGCCGCCUCCCCUCCCGCAGCCCAUUGCCAACGGAGCUCCUCCCACAGGCAUGAUACAGCCUAUCUCAGGCUUCUCCCACCCAGCUGCCUCUGUCAACAAGUCGUCUUCGUUUAAUCGGGCCAGUACCAAGCUGCAGAAGGGCUCGUCCUUUGAUGCUGCCGGUGCUCAGCCCCCUGCUGACUGGGCAGUUCCUCAGUCCUCCAGGCUGAAGUACAGACAGCUUUUUAACUCCCAUGACAAGAUGAUGAGUGGACACCUCACUGGUCCCCAGGCUCGCACAAUCCUGAUGCAGUCCAGUCUUCCUCAGACCCAGCUUGCCACGAUAUGGAGUCUUUCAGAUAUUGACCAGGAUGGAAAGCUGACAGCUGAGGAGUUUAUCUUGGCUAUGCACCUCAUAGAUAUGGCUAUGUCAGGGUUACCGCUGCCCCCUGUGUUACCUCCAGAUUACCUCCCACCAUCAUUCAGGCGUGUGCGCAGCGACAGCGUUCAGUCGGACCAGAAAAGCGUCCAGGAGGAGACGGAGGAGGAAACGGAGAGCAGCCAAGAGAAGAAAUUACCAGUGACAUUUGAGGAUAAGAAGAGGGAAAACUUUGAGCGAGGGAAUCUGGAGUUGGAGAAAAGACGUCAGGCCCUGCAGGAGCAGCAGAGGAAAGAGCAGGAGAGGCUGGCUGCCCUGGAGAGGGAGGAGCAGGAGAGAAAGGAGCGUGAGCGUCUGGAGCAAGAGAGGAGACGGCAACAGGAACUAGAAAAACAGCUGGAGAAGCAGAGAGAGCUGGAGAGGCAGAGAGAAGAAGAGAGGCGCAAAGAGAUAGAGAGGAGAGAGGCCGCUAAGAGAGAGUUAGAGCGCCAGCGUCAGCUGGAGUGGGAGCGUCAGCGGCGUCAGGAGCUUCUGACUCAGAGAAACCGAGAGCAGGAGAGUAUAGUUCUGCUCAAAGCCAGGAAGAAGACGCUGGAGUUUGAGCUGGAGGCUCUGAAUGACAAGAAGAGCCAGUUGGAGGGUAAACUGAAGGAUGUUCGGUUUCGUCUGUCGAAUCAGAGGAAAGAGGUGGAGCAGACCAACCAGACCCGAGAGACGCGCAUCGCUGAAAUCACGCUUUUACAACAGCAGCUGCAGGACUCCCAGCAGUGGUUGGGCAGGCUCAUUCCUGAUAAGCAGAGUCUGAACGAGCAGCUGAAACAGGUUCAGCAGAACAGUCUGCACCGUGAUAGUCUGUCGUCCCUGCAGAAGGCUGUCGAGCAGAAAGAGAUGAGCAGACAGCAGCUCAGAGAGCAGCUUGAUGCUGUGGAGAAAGAGACGAGGGCCAAACUGCUAGAAAUAGAUGCUUUCAACACUCAGCUGAAGGAGCUGAGGGAGAUCCACAGCCGGCAGCAGAGACAGAAACAGAAGGAACUGGAGGGAGACACACACACACAGACACACACACAGUCUCACAUACACACCCCGAGCGAGAGGAAGUCCGCUGAGCUGCAGGAGGGCAGGUUGUCAUCAGAGGAAGGUGUCGCCUGGAAGGAGGAAGCAGGAAGCUCUGCUCCACAAGCUCCAAGCCCCGCCUCCGUUCCGGCAUCCCACGCAUGGCUAAACAGAGUGACGCAGGAAGAGGAGGAGAGGAAAAGGAGAGGGAUGGAGGAGGAGCAAGAGGUCAGGAAGGGAGCAGGAUCGACAGAAGAGAAGGAGGACGAGGGAAGAGGCAAGAAGGAAAUGCAGGACAAGCUAAACAAGCUUUUCAGCCAGCCGGCCGACCCCUGGGCGUCAGCAGUUACAGUGGAAAAAGCUCCAGGUCCCAGUUUAUUUGACCAGAAGGCUUCAGCCAGCGCCUUCGACCAGCAGCAGCAGCCGGUGAAGGUGGUGUACUACAGGGCUCUGUAUCCGUUUGAUGCUCGUAGCCACGAUGAGAUCAGUAUCACUCCUGGAGAUGUUAUUAUGGUGAAGGGGGAAUGGGUCGAUGAGUCGCAAACAGGUGAGCCCGGUUGGCUGGGGGGUGAGCUCAGAGGGCGGACCGGUUGGUUUCCUGCCAAUUAUGCAGAGCGUAUACCUGACAGCGAAGCGCCGAUCACGCUGCGCUCCACAGCCUCAGCCACAACCUCCUCAACCCAGCAGCCGAUGACUACGCCCCCUCCCGCCCCUGGACACACCGCCUCCUCCACCACGUCCUCUUCUAACAGCAACUGGGCGGACUUCAGCACAACCUGGCCCUCAAACACAACCAGCCAAUCAGACAGCGAGGGUUGGGACGCGUGGCCGACCUCUUCGGCCAGUCAGAAUCCAUCUCUGAGCGUUCCCUCGGCACAGCUGCGGCAACGCUCUGCCUUCACUCCCGCCACCAUGACGACGGGUUCCUCUCCUUCUCCCGUACUGGGACAGGGAGAGAAGGUCGAGGGUCUUCAGGCUCAGGCCUUGUAUCCCUGGAGAGCAAAGAAGGAGAACCACCUAAACUUCAACAAAAACGAGAUAAUAACAGUGUUGGAGCAGCAGGACAUGUGGUGGUUGGGUGAACUGCAGACCGGACAAAGAGGCUGGUUCCCCAAAAGUUACGUGAAGCUCAUCUCCGCCACCACGACGGCCCCCCCUGGUGCUCCAGCAGCAGCAGCCGCACGCAGCAAAAACACUAAUGAAACAGGAGCAUCAGAAAGCCCACCCAAUGGAAAACGCCCCUCCCCGUCCCCAACAAAGCCUUCAGAGUCGGGUGAAGAAUACGUGGCCAUGUACACCUACGAGAGCAACGAACAGGGGGACCUGAGUUUCCAGCAAGGUGACAUCGUCGUGGUGACGAGGAAAGAAGGCGAUUGGUGGACGGGGAUGGUCGGAGGAAAGACUGGAGUCUUUCCAUCCAACUACGUCAAACCACGGGACUCCACAUCAGAGUCACUGGGAACAGCAGGGAAGACGGGCAGCCUUGGGAAGAAACCAGAGAUCGCUCAGGUGAUCGCCCCCUACAAUGCUACAGGAGCAGAGCAGCUGACUUUAGCCCCAGGACAGCUCAUCCUCAUCAGGAAGAAGAACCCAGGGGGCUGGUGGGAGGGCGAGCUCCAGGCUCGAGGGAAAAAGCGCCAGAUUGGUUGGUUUCCAGCCAAUUAUGUGAAGUUGCUGAGUCCCAGCACCAGCAAGACGACGCCCACAGAGCCCACCCCUCCUAAACUGGCCCCUGCCAGCACAGCUCUGUGUCAGGUGAUCGGCAUGUACGACUACGUGGCGCAGAACGACGACGAGCUGGCCUUCCAGAAGGGUCAGGUGAUCACAGUGCUCAACAAAGACGACUGUGAUUGGUGGAAAGGAGAGCUCAAUGGGAGGGAGGGUCUGUUUCCUAGCAACUACGUCAAACUCACCACAGAUACUGACCCGAGCACGCAGUGGUGCGCUGACCUGCAUCUGCUGGACAUGCUGAGCCCCAUGGAGAGGAAGAGGCAGGGGUACAUCCACGAGCUGAUCGUCACCGAGGAGAACUACGUCAAUGACCUGCAGCUCGUCACAGAGAUUUUCCACAAACCUCUGCUGGAGUGCGAGCUGCUGACAGAGAAGGAGGUGGCCAUGAUCUUCGUGAACUGGAAGGAGCUCAUCAUGUGCAACAUCAAACUGCUGAAGGCUCUGAGAGUGAGGAAGAAGAUGUCGGGCGAUCGGAUGCCUGUGAAGAUGAUUGGUGACAUCCUGACCAACCAGCUUCCUCACAUGCAGCCGUACAUCAGGUUUUGUUCGUGUCAGCUGAACGGAGCCACGCUCAUCCAACAGAAAACCGACGACAACCCCGAGAUCAAAGACUUCCUCAAGAGGUUAGCCAUGGAUCCCCGGUGUAAGGGAAUGCCUCUGUCCAGCUUCCUGCUCAAGCCUAUGCAGAGAGUCACGCGCUACCCUCUCAUUAUCAAAAACAUUUUAGAAAAUACUCCAGAGUCUCAUCCAGAUCACAGCCACCUGAAAGCAGCUCUGGAGAAAGCAGAGGAGCUGUGCUCACAGGUGAACGAGGGCGUCAGGGAGAAGGAGAACUCAGAUCGCUUGGAGUGGAUUCAGGCUCACGUUCAGUGUGAGGGCCUGUCAGAGCAACUGGUGUUUAACUCAGUCACCAACUGUCUGGGUCCCAGGAAGUUCCUCCACAGCGGGAAGCUGUUCAAAGCUAAAAGCAGCAAAGAACUCUACGGCUUCCUGUUCAACGACUUCCUGCUGCUCACACAGGUGACCAAACCUCUGGGCUCGUCAGGCUCUGACAAAGUCUUCUCUGCAAAGACACACCUGCAGUACCGCAUGUACAAGACGCCAAUCUUCCUAAAUGAGGUUUUGGUGAAGCUGCCGACAGACCCGUCGGGCGACGAGCCUCUGUUCCACAUCUCCCACAUAGACCGAGUUUACACGCUCCGAGCCGAGAGCAUCAACGAAAGGACGGCGUGGGUUCAGAAAAUCAAGGCAGCUUCAGAGCUCUUCAUAGAGACGGAGAAGAAGAAGCGGGAGAAAGCGUAUCUAGUACGUUCUCAGAGGGCUACAGGUAUCGGGAGACUGAUGGUCAACAUUGUGGAGGGAAUUGAGCUCAAACCCUGUCGCUCCCACGGAAAAAGUAACCCGUACUGCGAGGUGACCAUGGGCUCCCAGUGCCAUAUCACAAAAACAUUACAGGACACUUUGAAUCCAAAGUGGAAUUCCAACUGUCAGUUUUUUAUUAAGGACCUGGAACAGGACGUCCUCUGUAUCACUGUGUUUGAACGAGACCAGUUCUCGCCUGAUGACUUCUUGGGCAGGACAGAAAUCCGGUUAGCAGAAAUAAAGAAGGACCAGGGCUCUAAAGGACCAAUCACAAAGAGGCUGCUGCUCCACGAGGUUCCCACGGGAGAGAUCGUCGUUAGGCUCGACCUUCAGCUGUUUGAAGAACCGUGAAACCUGGACGGGGCCACGGCGGACUGGACUGGCCCAAAAAGGACCUGUAGGAGAUGAUGGUUUGGACUGGACUGGAGAACUGGACUGGUCUCAAAUCUUUAUUUCUCAGCGUGUACAUCUGGGCUUUUAUACCCAGAGAGAAAGGAUCAGUUAGCUAAGGGUAAAAUGAUGCCAUUACUAAACUUCAUCAAGUUUAAAACAGAAAGGAAUAACUUAAUGAAUUACCAGCUGGAGGAAGGACCUUCACAUACUCACAAAAGCCAAAGUGGCUGAAAAUGUGUGUAACUCCAUUUCAGCUCUUAAACAUUAAAAGCAGCUGUCAGAUAAGCAGCAGUUAGGGUCACCAUGGCGAUCCUGUGUGGUUUUCUCUAUUUAAAUCCAUCAAAUUUCACAUUUCUUUGAAAUUUGACUGAGCACGCCUCUUGAAAAACACGUCACCACCUCCAGUCUGUGCCUCCUAUCGACCUGCUUACACACCGUGAGUGUGGCAAGGAGAUUCUCCACAGCGUUUCUGUGUCGGUCAGAACAUCUGUGAGUCUGAGGCCUCCAUAAUAAACAGAGAGAGCAGACACAUGAUCCCAUGUUCUGCUCAUAGUCUGGAUCAGCUCUAGUGGGCUUGGUGGUAGAUUACAGAGAGGGUUUUUAGAAGAAUUUCCCCCCCUCAGUCGAGAUGAACAUUAUGCCCAUUCAUCUGACUGAGAUUGCAUUAAUAUAUGUGAAUAAUAUAAAUAUUAAUGCAUUUUUUAGCCAAUAAUAAUAUACAGUAUGAUGGACACACUGAUAUAAAAAAUAGAGAUGAAGUGGAGUAGGAUUAUAAAAAGUUGGUAUGAGAUUCUUAUCAUUUCUGGUUUAUUAAUUUCAGUGGAGAGGGUUAAAAAAGAGCUUAACAUCAGAAUACAUAUUGUUUUUCUGAGAUUUAUAGAUUUCAUGCAUCUAAAUCUAAAUUUGUGUGGAUUUUUUAAAUGUCACAUACACGUUCACGUCUUAAAUUUGGCUGGUGCUUCCGUGGUUAGAGAUUGGACCGGUUCAGCAGGUCUGUCCUGUGAUCUGACAUUUAAAGAAGCAGCUCAACGGAUUUUCUAGUCUGCAAAUAAUUCUCUGUCGUGUUGGUACCACUGAGAAGUGAAAAUCCGAGACCUGGUCCAGUCCAGUCCAGUCUGCUUGUGCCCCCUCCCUCCUUCAGGACCAGUUCACGUCAGUAUUUAGUCGAGUCUUGGAGAAGAUCAGUCAGGUCUUUACUGUCUCCUCUCCCUCUGCUUCAUCCAGACAGUCUCACAAACACUCCAGCGACAAUCCCAGCCCUCCUUCUUUGUCCAACCAAACCCAGACCUUUAUGUGAGAGAGUGUGUGUGUGUGUGUGUGUGUGUGUGUGUGUGUGUGUGUGUGAGGCAGACGGCCGAUGCGAAUGACGGUACAAGUUUUAAGAUAGACAGGCUAACUAAAGCACGGUUCAGUCUCCAUGCAUUUUUUACACAGAGUCUCUCAGAGUCUUAUGAUCAACUCUUUGGGCUUUCAGCUCAUGUGAAGGGACAUUUUUUAUAAUUUCGCUCAGUUUGGACGCUCACUGAACGCUCGCCACGUUAUCUCAGAAAGUGCUAAAUAUGUACAGGUUUAAUGAGAAAUCCUAACGAUGCAAAAUAAGCUGAAGAUAUAGAGACCCUGAUAUAUGACUGGUGUAAAUACAUUACAGACAAGAUGUCCCCUUCACAUGUGUCUGUGGUAAUAAUGCUGAUAAUAAGACAGGGAACAGGAGUGAAAGCUGAUUUAAACUGAGGUACUGUAAAGAAGAAUGUCUUAACUGUUCAGGUUGUUUGUUUUUUUUAUGUAUAUGUGGGGGGGUCGCAGAUUUAGACGAUUUCUGUCACACAUCUGAACUCUGAUGUUACGUUGCUGCUGUGUUGAGCUGUCACAGUGGCCGUCACUAUGCAGGGAGGGUAAACCCUGAGGGAUUUCGAGGGCCCGCCGCUGGACUGGGGCCCUCGAGCAGGCUCCGUAGGGCACAGAUGUAUUUUAUAGGAAUAGCAUUUUGACCAUUUUCACAGUUUAACCCUAUGAAAAGCUCAGAGUAGAAACAACGGUACUGUGCGUCGGCACUCCCAGCACUUUGAAAAGCAGAUUUUGGAGCAGAACAGGACACGAAUCUACUGAAUUUCACCCAGCAGCUGUUUUGGGUAAUCAGAGCAGGAAGUCUAAUAAAAAGAGGCCCUCAAAUGAUGUGUUUUUAUUAAAGUCUUAUCAUUUUAAAGACAAUUUAAUGAAGAUAAGCAAACUGUACUUAAGCCCAAAGAUGGAUCCACUUGCAUCCCAGCAAAUUAAAGAAAGUUACGAGUGUUUUUCAGAUGCAGUCGUUGGAUUUUCUUCCUAAAUAAAGAGAAUGUAAAAAGAGAGGAUUGGUCUGCACUGACUGCUACCAUUUUUGUUCAGCAUAAGAACUUUAUAUUUAAAGUAAUGGCAAUAACUGUGAAGCUGUAAUUUGUGGACUCUCUGAGGGGAAAUGAACUUAUUAUUUCCAAAAACUAUUUCUUCUUUCAAAAAGUGUCCCAAUCUUUCAAUUUCAAGCACACUUUGAAAAUGAAUACUUCUCUGAUCUUCCUCCUAAAGUUUCCUCAAGCUGAUUAUUCAAAACGGCGGCUGCGUUCGCCGACAAGGCCGGAAACAUCGCCUAGCUAGGUUGCUUAGUAAGAUUGUAGAUAAGUUAGUUAGCGAGCCACUCGGCCGGUUAGUAAAUCUAGUUAGGUGUUUUAAUUUAGUGCCAAGUUACAGUAAUGUUCUAAAUUACCACUAAGACAACAGUUACCUUAGUGACCAGCCACUGUCCAAUCAGAAGUUGGCGAGGCUCGGCCAGCUUCAGCAGCUUGACUAUGGAGGAAGGUGUGAACGAAUGUUUGUGUUUCCCCAGAAUGAAGCUAAUGAUGAUGAUGAUGAUGAAUGAUGAUAAAGCUGUCUUACACCCCUCUGUACUGUACUGCUCAGUACCCCCCAAGCCUCCUCCUCUCCUCACUGUACUGAAACUAACCCAAUCCAGUUUGAACCUUACUGUCUACCUUCCAGGUUGUGUAUAAUACUGCUGUUAUCUGAGAGUUAAUAUAUGAGCGAUAAAGGCAGCCUGCUGUUAAUUAUCACUGUAGAAGAUGAUGUACGUUGUUGUCUUUCAGUGUUCAGAAUAAACUUCAGUUGGACCAAGAACUACA
Messenger RNA from Oreochromis niloticus (Nile tilapia), 8715 nucleotides. RefSeq names its product intersectin 1 (SH3 domain protein) (gene itsn1). Gene Ontology annotation, molecular function: calcium ion binding; protein binding; guanyl-nucleotide exchange factor activity. The record is from RefSeq and is a predicted model, not a curated record. Gene Ontology annotation, biological process: positive regulation of Rho protein signal transduction; intracellular signal transduction. The coding region runs from base 221 to 5524 and encodes 1767 amino acids. The transcript is spliced from 46 exons. NCBI's taxonomy places the organism in Eukaryota, Metazoa, Chordata, Actinopteri, Cichliformes, Cichlidae.